Molecule: messenger RNA, 585 nt
Organism: Paramecium pentaurelia
Lineage: Eukaryota; Ciliophora; Oligohymenophorea; Peniculida; Parameciidae
Source: the annotation of a GenBank genome assembly
AAUGAAUUUCUUUCAUCCACUUCUACAAACUCUUUAAUGUAAGUAUCUAUAUUCUAUUUAUUUAGUCAUGCGUUUCAAUCUCAGUGCAGAUAGACAACAAACUACUCUAAAUCUCCUUAAUCAACCUAUCAAAGUUGAAGAGAACGACUAACUCCUCCCUCCUAUAUAUCAAAUGACGUAAUAGGAACUAUUAUAACGACACAUUGUUGACUCAGCAACUCAUGGAUUAUAAAUAUAGACUCUUCCAAAGGAAUAAGACCCACCAAAAACAAUCAAUAAGAAAAUGUAUGUUGUUUAAAUAUCUCUUAGAAGUAAAAAAGCCAAUACUUGUGGUCAUCCAGACAAAGAACAUUAUGCUAAAGGAAUGUGCAACAAUUGUUAUCAUCGUUUAGGUAGAAACAAAUAACCUUGGUUAUGUUCACACAAAAAAUUAUAUGCAUGUAAAUAAUCAUCUUGAUCUUCUAGGUGGACUUUGUUAAAAUUGCUAUAUCAAUCAAUAUAACAAAAAAAGAAGAGUCGAAAAUCAAGAUUAAUAAGAUUCAGAAUUCAACAAUUAGUCUUGCAUACCCAAAACAGAUAAUUGAU